This is a messenger RNA of Pantherophis guttatus, 3549 nucleotides long. RefSeq names its product solute carrier family 75 member 1 (gene SLC75A1). Gene Ontology annotation, molecular function: transmembrane transporter activity. The record is from RefSeq and is a predicted model, not a curated record. Gene Ontology annotation, cellular component: brush border membrane. NCBI's taxonomy places the organism in Eukaryota, Metazoa, Chordata, Lepidosauria, Squamata, Colubridae. Gene Ontology annotation, biological process: transmembrane transport.
GGAGGCGGGCAAGCAGGCGGGGGAAGCCGGGCUGGAGGUGGGCUGAGCCCCCGGAGGAAGGAACCGGGGCGCAUCGCGGAGCUUCUCCUCCAAGCGGGGCUGGUCGGGCUCUCCGCCUGCGGGAGCGGAGGGCUCUCCAACCUUCUCAGCGAUAAGACCUGAGGACUUCAACUCCCAGAAUCCCCCAGCCGGAGUGGUGAUUUGGAGACCAUCGUGGAAGAAAGGAUCUUCCUCCAGAAAAUGUCACGAGAGGACCAAGGCGUUGCGAAGGCCGAGGAAAACUCCUCCCGCGUCAUUUUCGCGGUGUUUCUCUCGCUGCUCAUCGACCUCCUGGGCUUCACCCUGAUUCUGCCUCUCCUGCCUUCCAUCCUAGAUCAUUUCAGCCAGAAUGACGAUGGGCUCUACAGGAGGGUGCAAGCCGGCGUGGACUGGUUCAGUGGCAGCCUUGGCAUUCCGCCAGAAAGGAAGUACAACAGCGUCUUAUUUGGAGGUCUCAUCGGCUCCCUGUUUUCUCUGCUUCAGUUUCUGGCCUCGCCACUCACCGGGGCUGCCUCAGAUUCCUUCGGGAGGCGACCGGCGCUGCUCGUCACUGCGCUUGGCUUGAUGGCGUCCUAUUCUCUGUGGGCCAUUUCUAGGAGUUUUGAACUCUUCCUUUGCUCCAGAAUCCUUGGCGGGAUCAGCAAAGGGAACGUCAGCCUUUGCACGGCCGUCAUCGCAGAUCUUCAAUGUCCGAAAGCUCGAAGCAAAGGCAUGGCCAUGAUCGGGCUAGCUUUCUCGUUGGGCUUCACCCUCGGGCCGAUGCUAGGCGCCUUCCUCGCGCUCGAGACAGAGAAGGACCAAGUCUUCUACACGAGAGCCGCCAUCUUUGCCACCAUCUUCGCCGCGGCUGAUUUCCUGUUUAUCUUCACCUGCUUGCCAGAGACACUGCCGAAGGAAAAACGGGUGUCCUCCGUGGUAUCUGGCUUUCAGUCGGCCUUCAACCUGAUCAGCCCCUGGGCCUUGUUCCGCUUCUCUGCAGUACGUCAGAAGAAUGGAGGAGCUUCCAGAGACAGUCUUCAGAUGUUGGGCUUGGUGUAUUUCCUGUACCUUUUCCUUUUCUCUGGCCUGGAGUACACACUGGGAUUUCUUGUCCAUCAACACUUCCACUUCAGCAGUCUGGAACAAGGGAAGAUGUUUUUCUUCAUCGGUGUCACCAUGGCUGUGAUCCAAGGAGGCUACACUCGCCGGAUUCCGCCAGGAGCAGAACUGCGGAUGGUUAAAAUUGCAAUCAUACUGUCAGCUCCUGGCUUCCUUUUAAUCGGCUGGAGCACUAAUAUUAUCAUCCUCGGUGCAGGACUGUUGUUUUACUCUUUCGCUGCAGCUGUAGUCGUCCCUUGCUUGUCUACGGUGGUAUCCAGCUACGGGCUGGACAGCCAAAAAGGAACCGUGAUGGGCAUCCUAAGAAGUCUGGGUGCCCUUGCGAGGGCUCUUGGGCCGGUGGCAUCGGCAACAGUGUACUGGCUGGCCGGAGCGGAAGUUUGCUUCACCAUUUGGGCCUCUUUGUUCCUGCUGCCCUUCAUCCUGCUUCGGUGCAUGCCAAAGCAAAACAAACAGGAAUAGACUACUCGGAUGGCGGUUUCCCCCAGAAACUCAAGAAUUCAACUUGAAUUCAAGAAAUCGAGUUGAUCCUGGAAGAACUAACUAGGGGCGUUGGUGUAUUUUUCACAGCAGCCUUCCACCAUCUUUGCCUGUAUUUGAGCAGAGGUCCUGCUUUCCAGUCUGGGUCUUUCCAUGUGUGUGUGUGCGCACGUGCGUGCGUGUGCCAGGGUCUGAGCAAUGAUCCAUGGAAAAAGGGCCUUAGGAUAAAGCUGCCUUCCUACAAAUAGGAUGGUGAAGAUACCAACUUGCUCAAUCCGCGAUGAACAAAGCCCCCAACAACCCAAGUCCACUUCCUUCCAGCUGGAAACACCUGGGAAUUUUCUUGUUCAAAGCGGGACGUUCACACAGAUUGGCCCACAAGGUCUUUGCUAUGAGGCUGUGAGACCCAAACAAUGUCAUCUUUCGUGACCUAACUUUGGAUUUGGCAUCUCUAAGUUUGAGAUGAACGUCGUUACUGCCUGUGUCCCAUAAGGCUCUCCCCAUUUGCCUUCACUUAGAUUGGUGCUCUUUCUUCGUGUCCCUGUUGUGCCUCUUUCCUCUUUUCUUCAGCGUCUUUGUGCCUGUUCCCACUUUUCUUCAGUGUCCUUGUGCCUGUUCUCUUUUCUUCAGCAUCCUUGUGCCUGUUCCCCCUUUUUUUCAGUGUCCUUUUGCCUGUUCCCUCUUUUCUUCAGCGUCCUUGUGCCUCUUUCCUCUUUUCUUCAGCAUCCUUGUGCCUCUUCCUUUUUUUCUUCAGCAUCCUUGUGCCUGUUCCCUCUUUUCUUCAGCGUCCUUGUGCCUGUUCCUUUUUCUUCAGUAUCCUUGUGCCUCUUUCCUCUUUUCUUCAGUGUCCUUGUGCCUCUUCCCUAUUUUCUUCAGCAUCCUUGUGCCUCUUCCCGCUUUUUUCAGUGUCCUUUUGCCUGUUCCCUUUUCUUCAGCGUCCUUGUGCCUUUUCCCUUUUCCUCGUAUGCUUGUGCCUCUUCCCUCUUUUGAUUCCUGGACCUUGUUCUUUUAAUUAUGUCUUCAUUCCCCCCUAGGGGUGAAAUGCUACCGGUUCAAACCGGUUCUCCUGAACCAGUAGUAAAAAAAUGCUACCGGUUCAGGCGAACCGGUAUUUCCGACAAUCAGCUGGAUGGCGAUCAUCUGUGACGCAUGAUUUAAAUUAGAAUUGUCGGGUUUCCUGUUUUCUAGCUAAUCUAAAUCACGUGGCACAACAGAUCCACCCCCUCGCUGUUCUACUUACCUUUACAGACUUGGAAGGCUUUAAAAUGUUCCUUUUUUAGUGCAGGCGCACCUCAAGCGUGCAUGCGUGCGAAGUGCACACUUGGUAGCAGACUCACAGAACCGGUAGCAGACUUCAGAGGAUUUCACCACUGUUCCCCCCCCUUUUUUUGCUUCCUGAGUACACAAACCAGCAAAAGUCCAUUCCUACAUGGAUUCUCAGAAAGGAUAGUAAUUAGAUAAAAUAGAAAAAUCGAUAGGAUCUCAAUCUCUUGUCCUAGAAUGCAGUCCUUGUCCUACAUUUCUGAAAGUUGGGGUUGCAAAAUAGAUGGUCCGACGCCAUGCGUAGGUGACAAAAGUGCUUGCAUCAAAAUAGUUCUCAAGGUUUUGGGGGUUUUUUUGGUUCCCGAAAGAGGCAUGGAUUGGAGGAAGAACCACACCAGAUACAUCCUCUGGAGGCACUUUUGUCGAGUUCUACCUUGGCCCCGAGUUUGUGUAUUUCACUAAGUGUCUUACCAUAGCCCAGUCCCUUUUGAUGGACUUCUGAGUUAUUUUGAAUUUUAAAACGAUGAUGGGUAUAUGUCUAAUUAUCCUUCCUUUCUUUUGUAUUGCCGAAAUGUCAAUGUAAUAUUUUCUACACUGCGUAAGGAGGUGUGUUGAGAGGAGUAUUUUCCAUUUUCUUUUUUCAUACAAUAAAACAAAAUUAAGUUUUCA